This is a messenger RNA of Glycine soja, 1514 nucleotides long. Its product is annotated as SNF1-related protein kinase regulatory subunit gamma-1-like. The record is from RefSeq and is a predicted model, not a curated record. NCBI's taxonomy places the organism in Eukaryota, Viridiplantae, Streptophyta, Magnoliopsida, Fabales, Fabaceae. The transcript is spliced from 7 exons. The coding region runs from base 1 to 1311 and encodes 436 amino acids.
AUGCAAUCUCGGAAAAUUGCGGACGUGUUGAACGUCUCGGAUGGUGGUCGUGGGUUAGAAAACAAGGAAAAGAACCUCAGUUCAAACCUCCACAAUGAUCAUGAUAACCAAAACCAACACGUGCAGAUUGAUUCUGGCUCUGCCCUCCAACAAUUUCUUGAUCACAUACCCAUUAGUGCAAUAGCUGGCAUAAAAAAUUCACCUGUUUUGGAAUUGAAAGCUGGAGACAGUAUAAGGGAUGCAAUUCAUGCGUUGUACAAAAAGGAUAUAUUUUCUGCAGCAAUUGUGGAUACGUCAGACUCCCAUGCGGGCAGCAUAAGGUUUUCAGAUCGUUAUAUUGGUCUCAUUGAUUUUACAAGCAUGGUUCUUUGGUGCCUUGAGGAAUUUGAUAAGAUAAAAAAUGAUACCAUGGAAAAUCAUCUCAUGGAUUUAGAGAACGAUGGCCUUUUCUCCAUCCUGGAUCAGGUUCCUCAGAUUGGGCUAACCAAGGUUAGCGAGUUGGCCAAGUCAUUCCUCUGGGAACCAUUUUUCCCAGUAAACAUGGAUGACACGGUUUUGCAUGCUUUGCUACUUCUCUCUAAGCAUCGGGUGCACGUUUUGCCGGUCAUACAGGAACCUCAAGCUGGACUCAUCGGUUAUGUUACACAGAAUGCAGUAGUCCAGCACCUUCUUCAAUCAAGUGAACUAGAGUGGUUUGAUAGCAUUGCAGAUAAGAACAUAUCAGAUUUCCGAUUUGAAAGCCAAGAAAAUCCUAGUUGUGUAUAUGGGGACCAAACUGUUGCAAAUGCUUUAGAUUUGCUCUGGCAAAACCAAACUUGUGCAGUUGCUGUUGUAGAUCGACAAACUAAGAAGCUCGUGGGUAAUGUAAGGAACGGCGACGUUUAUAAUCUUGUAAAGAAUAAUGACCUCCUAAGAAAUAGAUCGAUUUUAACUGUGAAAGAAUUCAUUCACAUAGAGACUGACAAAGUAGUAACUGAACAAGCCAUUGAACAUGACCAUGGGGCUUUACUCACAGCAGGAAGUCUCCGUCUGAAAAACAGCUUCAUACCCAGAAUGGACUUGCCCGUUGCCAACAAGGAAACUGAAACGCUCAAGCAAAUAAUGGAGCAUACGACUGAGACUAAUAGCAGUUUCAGCUUUCUGAUCAAUGAUAAUGAGCAAGUUACAGGGUUGCUCACACUAAGAGAUAUAAUUCUGCAGUUUGCACCACCAAAUAUGAAUUCUAGCAUUAAUGGAGGUGGGUUUUUCGAAUUUGCCUUGGAGCAAAGUGGAUGUCAGGUGAAAAAUGGAACUAUGGUUCGUAAUCAUUGAUAUGAUAUAUAGCAGUGUUUGAAGGUUUUUGGCUCAUAAAGUCGUACUAAUUAAAGCAAUUUUUGGGAAGAUGCAACAUGAUUAUAUGACUCCAGAGAUGUGAGAAUGUAAUUUAUACAGUUUGCCUCACCUUAAUAUUGUUUCUGCAUGACCUAUCAUUUUGGGUUCCAAAUUCUUGGUUCAUAUUUCAUAAUUUUGCUCAA